CAUUAUUGUAUCGUAAAAACAUUUCACUAAAAUGAAGCUUAAAGGUUUUGUUUUGUUUGUUCUUUUUCUCCUUGCGUGCUCUAUAGUAGCUGUGGAAUCAGAGGUUGAGCAUCAAGGUGAUGAGGUCUUGGAACCCAACCAACGUAGGGGUGGGUUCUGCCGUGGUGGGCGAAUCCGAAGGUGUUGCGGUGGUUUUCGCCGCGGCCGGUGUACGAGGUGGUGUUGCAGGAGUUCUGCUGAUGAUGAAGCGGCGCUUCUAGAGCACGAUGCCACAGAUGGUGGUGGUGGAGAAUAUGGCGGUGGAGGGCAAGGUGGUGGGGAAGGCGGCGGAGAAGGUGGUGGGCAAGGUGGAGGGAAAGGUGGCGGGGAAGGUGGCGGUGAAUAUGGUGGUGGCGGCCAUGGUGGUGGGCAAGGUGGAGGAAAAGGAGGUGGUGAAUGUGGUGGUGGGAAAGGCGGAGGCAAAGGCAGCGGUGGUGGCAGCCACGAUGGUGGAAAAGGCGGAGGCAAGGGCGGCGGUGGUGGCUGCCACGAUGGUGGAAAAGGCGGAGGCAAGGGAAGUGGUGGACACGGUGGUGGUGGGCAUGGUGGUGGAAAAGGUGGCGGUGGGCAUGACGGAGGUAAAGGUGGAGGGAAAGGCGGCGGAUGUGGUGGUGGAAAAGGCGGAGGGAAGGGUGGAGGAGGAGGAGGUGGUGGUGGCGGUGGCGGGGGGAUAGGAGGAGGAGGGUCCUUGUGA
This is a messenger RNA of Salvia hispanica, 733 nucleotides long. Lineage: Eukaryota; Viridiplantae; Streptophyta; Magnoliopsida; Lamiales; Lamiaceae. The record is from RefSeq and is a predicted model, not a curated record.